Camponotus floridanus (Florida carpenter ant) is the source of this 394-nucleotide messenger RNA. RefSeq lists its product as uncharacterized. The transcript is spliced from 2 exons. Bases 1 to 375 code for a protein of 124 amino acids. The record is from RefSeq and is a predicted model, not a curated record. NCBI's taxonomy places the organism in Eukaryota, Metazoa, Arthropoda, Insecta, Hymenoptera, Formicidae.
AUGGCGCAUAGUUUUGUUGCGAAAUAUCGAUUGCGAGCAAAGAGCGAUGUUCCCGAGAUAUUCCAACGACGGAAUCGCGACGAGUUAAGCGCGUGCAUCCGCCAUCGAGCUGACACAGCUGCACAGCUGACUGGCUCGGGCUGGCCCGCGCGCGUGCGGAUCACUAACCAAGAAAUCGCAGACUCGUGCUCCAGGCUCCGGUUCGAAUCCUCGUCCGCAAUCCUCGAUCGUAUGUACGAUCCGCAGCAACUCGGUACAGAUCAGAUAUUGGCCAAUCGAAAAUUAUUCUAUUCUGACGAAUGGAUUUUCGAACGCACGACCUGUCACAUAUGGUGGAUUGGAGCUUCAAUCGUUAACAGAGAGAGGAAGAACUAGAUUUUUACGUAGUUCAUGG